Parastagonospora nodorum SN15 is the source of this 416-nucleotide messenger RNA. RefSeq lists its product as hypothetical. The coding region runs from base 32 to 298 and encodes 88 amino acids. Gene Ontology annotation, cellular component: mitochondrion. The transcript is spliced from 3 exons. Gene Ontology annotation, biological process: mitochondrial respiratory chain complex I assembly; electron transport chain. The record is from RefSeq and is a predicted model, not a curated record. Lineage: Eukaryota; Fungi; Ascomycota; Dothideomycetes; Pleosporales; Phaeosphaeriaceae.
AGCUGCUCGAGAGGCUCUAACAUCCGUCACAAUGGCACGCCCCUCCAUCACCGGCUUCGACCCCAAGAAGCUCGCCGCAGCAUCCGCCAACGGCACCAAGGGCGACCCAUGGGCACGAUACGAGCAAUGGCGAUACACUGGCCCCUUCACCCGCUUCCAACGCUUCAAGGGCUCAUUCCCCGGCCUCGGCAUCGCGACUGUCGCAUUCGGCGUCUACCUCGCAGCUGAGCAGGCAGGACUUUUGGGGAGCGAGGGCGGUCAUCACGGCGACGGUGGUCAUCACGAUGAGACUACAUAGAGUUGCAUUGGGAAAGUAAAGGAAGAGCUGGGCAUGUGAAUUAAGGCGUAUCGGUUGAUUCCCUUUCCAACGCUGUGGGAACUGUAUAUAAGGAAUACCACACAGUACGAACAUUGCG